AUGAUAGCCUCUGAAAUAUCUGAAAUACCAUCUGCCAUCUUCGACAAUGGAUCAGGGUUAUGUAAAGUAGGCAUAUCAGGAGAGCAGAAUCCCCGAUUCAUCCAGGCUACAGUCUUAGGUUAUCCCCAAAGUAUCAACCCCAUGGCAAGAACAUGGAAGAAGGCAUAUUAUAUUGGGCAAGAAGCCCGAGAUAAAAGAAGUAUCCUCACAUUGAACCACCCAAUACAACAUGGGGUUGUCACCUCCUGGGAUGAUAUGGAAAAGAUCUGGGAACAUCUGUACAAAGAUGGUCUCAGAGAGACCCCCAAGCAGAGACCGGUGCUCCUAACAGAAGCGCCUCUGAAUCCCCCAGAGAACCGAACCAAGAUGGUAGAGAUUUUCUUUGAGACUUUCCAAGUGCCCGCCCUCUACGUGGCUCUCCAAGGUCUCAUGGCACUGUAUGCCACAGGGAAAAGCACAGGCGUUGUUUUGGAAUGUGGGGACGGUGUAACUGCCGUCAUCCCCAUCUACCAGGGCCGCUGCCUGUUCCAAAGCAUAGCCAGGUCUGAUUUUGCAGGGGGGGAUGUCACAAACUACCUGGCUGGGUUAUUCUUGGAGAAAGGUAUUUCCCUGAUGAACUCGGGCAGCAAGGACAUCAUAACUGAUAUCAAAGAAAGGCUAUGCUAUAUCAUACCUGAUCCCCAGGAGCGGAUGAAAGGGGGAAACACAGACUGUUCCAUAUAUAACUACAUCCUUCCUGAUGGCAAGUCCAUGCAAAUUGGGGAUGAGCUGUUCCAAGUUCCAGAGUGUCUCUUUCAGCCCUCGAAGGCCGGUUCCUCAGCUCCCGGAAUCCACACAUUAGUCACCGAAAGUGUAAUGAAAAGCAGCCACCAUUUCCAGAAAGACCUUCUGAGGAACCUGAUCCUGUCUGGGGGCUCCACCCUGUGCCCAGGGUUGAAGAGGAGACUCUGGAGGGAGAUACAGUCCCUCAUGAACGGAUCCCUACAGGUCAACAUCACGGCCCCCAGUGACCGCCUCCUUUCCGUGUGGAUUGGUGCUUCUGUCAUCACGAGCCUGUCAACUUUUCAGCAGAUGUGGAUGUCCAGCUCAGCCUACAAUGAGUUUGGCCCCUCUGCAAUGCAGAAUUGCUUCUGGUGA
Messenger RNA from Gracilinanus agilis (Agile Gracile Mouse Opossum), 1137 nucleotides. It is a transcript of the gene ACTRT2, whose product is annotated as actin related protein T2. Bases 1 to 1137 code for a protein of 378 amino acids. Lineage: Eukaryota; Metazoa; Chordata; Mammalia; Didelphimorphia; Didelphidae. The record is from RefSeq and is a predicted model, not a curated record. The transcript has a single exon.